GAUCUCUGUGCUUUGUCUGCAGGCUGCCCACGUGGUGAAUUUCAGUGCAGUAACAAGUUGUGUAUUGCUACCAGUUUUGUGUGUGACGGUGUGGAUAACUGCGGUGACAACAGCGAUGAAGUAGAUUGCUCUGUAAUUACCUGCAAAGCAGGACAGUUCCGCUGUGGGAAAGGGAUCUGCAUUCCUGAGAAAUGGCUGUGUGAUGGACAGGCUGACUGUGCAGAUCAGUCAGAUGAAUCUGAGGAUCGCUGCGGCCUGAAAAGUCAGCCUCAGGCGGUGACACAGUGCGGGGCACAAGAGUUUCGCUGUGGCAAUGGCAAGUGUAUCCACCUGAAUUGGAGAUGUGAUGGGGACGAGGACUGCAAGGACAAAUCUGAUGAGAAAGAUUGCCCUGUUGUGACCUGUCGUCCUGAUCAAUUCCAGUGUGGAGAUGGUGCUUGUGUCCACGGCAUGUAUCAAUGUAACGGAGUCCGAGACUGUUCAGAUGGUAGCGAUGAGACAGGGUGCAGGACAGAAGCUCCUUGUGAUACAGAUGGAACCUUUCAAUGUAAGAGUGGAGAAUGCAUUGACGUCCGUAAAGUGUGUGAUUCUCGUCAAGACUGCCGGGACUGGUCCGAUGAGCCCCUAAAUGAAUGCGGUGUCAAUGAAUGCUUGACCAACAAUGGAGGAUGUUCGCACAUCUGCAAAGACAUGAAGGUGGGACACGAAUGUGAUUGCCCAACAGGCUACAAACUGAUAGACAAGAAGACUUGCGGAGAUAUCGAUGAGUGUGAAAACCCCGAUGCCUGCAGUCAAAUCUGUGUAAACUACAAGGGAGACUUUAAGUGCGAAUGUUAUGAAGGAUACCAGAUGGACAGUGUGUCCAAAAUCUGCAAAGCUGCCGGGCAGAGUCCGUACCUUAUCUUCACCAAUCGCCAUGAACUACGCCAGAUUGACUUGGUACGCAGAGAUUACUCUCGUCUCGCUUCACAGCUAAAAAAUGUGGUAUCUUUGGAUGUAGAGGUCACAAGCAAAAAGAUUUAUUGGUGUGACCUCUUUCACCGGAAGAUUUACAGUGCCCCCCUGGAACGAGCCGCAGACCCCUCGGAGCAUGUCGUGCUCAUCAAUAGUCACCUCCAUUCUCCGGAGGGCCUAGCAGUAGACUGGAUUCACAAGAACAUUUAUUGGACCGACUCUGGCAACAAGACCAUCUCCGUGGCAACCACUGAUGGCUGCAAACGCAAAACCCUGUUUGACCAGAGCCUGCAAGACCCCAGAGCUAUUGCUGUUGACCCCACUUCAGGGUUUAUGUUCUGGUCAGACUGGGGGGAACCCUCAAAAAUAGAAAAGGCUGGAUUGAACGGGGGUGAUCGGCAGACAUUGGUGUCUGAUGAUAUUGAAUGGCCCAAUGGAAUCACAUUAGAUGUACUGACCCAUCGCCUAUACUGGGUAGACUCAAAGCUCCAUACUCUAUCCAGUGUGGACUUCAGUGGAGCUAACAGGAAACUACUGAUUUUCUCUGAGGACAAACUGAGUCACCCUUUUGGCCUGGCAGUGUUUGAGGACAAGGUUUUCUGGACAGAUCUGGAGAAUGAAGCAAUAUUCAGUGCGAACAGACUUACAGGAAAAGAAAUUUAUAUCUUAGCAGAGAAUCUCAACAAUCCUCAUGAUAUUGUCAUUGUUCAUCAGCUCAAGCAGCCCAAAGCUAUAAAUGCCUGUAACCAAGGACCUCUUCCAAAUGGUGGAUGUGAAUACCUGUGCUUGGCAGCACCACAGAUAUCCGUCCACUCCCCCAAGUACACCUGCGCCUGUGCCGACGGGGUGGAGUUGGGACCAGACAUGAGGAGCUGUGGGAAAGAUGUGCCCACUACACCAGCGCCGACAAUUAAAAUAACACCAUCCACUACGAUUACCACCUCCAUUGAGAUAACAUUGAAUCACUCCAGCACUACUGAGGACUUCCAAACUACCUCUUCUUUAGGCCACAAGGAGAUUAAGGUGCUAACUACUGAUAACAGCAGCGUCUACCAACACUGUAAGUGCUUUCACAUCCUGUUUAGUUGUGGUUAUUGUGAAACAGAGAUUGAAAAGAGACACUGA
Messenger RNA from Staurois parvus, 2079 nucleotides. The record is from the annotation of a GenBank genome assembly. Lineage: Eukaryota; Metazoa; Chordata; Amphibia; Anura; Ranidae.